Messenger RNA from Penicillium mononematosum, 1383 nucleotides. RefSeq lists its product as uncharacterized. Gene Ontology annotation, biological process: L-phenylalanine catabolic process. The record is from RefSeq and is a predicted model, not a curated record. NCBI's taxonomy places the organism in Eukaryota, Fungi, Ascomycota, Eurotiomycetes, Eurotiales, Aspergillaceae. Gene Ontology annotation, molecular function: homogentisate 1,2-dioxygenase activity. The coding region runs from base 1 to 1383 and encodes 460 amino acids. Gene Ontology annotation, cellular component: cytoplasm. The transcript has 3 exons.
AUGGCUCUGAAUAAGACCACGCCAUAUGUCCUAAAGGAUACGUACCAGUAUCACGAUGGCUUAGGAAACUUCAUCCAGUCUGAGACAUACCCGGGUGCUGUACCUUUGGUCAACAACCACCCCCAGUUCCCCCCUUUUGGAACACGCUCGGAGAAGAUAUCUGGAACCUCAUUCGUUGGUCCCCGACACAGGAACUUGCAUACAUAUCUAUAUCGUGUGCGACCGGCCUUUUUCCACGACGAAUAUACACCAUACAACCAUCAUCUCGAAACUGCGAACCCAUCUCCUGCCAAACAUCUGACGCCGAAUUCAUACAACUGGCCGAAGUUCCAGUUCGCCCUUGAUCAGGAUUCCGACUGGACAGAACAACGUCUGCUCGGCAGCAAUGGAGAUCCUGCCAAAAAAGAGGGCGUUUCCAUCUGGGUCUUCAACAUCAACAAGGACAUGGAGCCAAACACUGUUUUCAUGAGUUUAGAUGGCGAGGCUCUGAUUGUUCCAUCAGUAGGCGCACUGGACAUCCAAACCGAGCUUGGAAAGCUUCUUGUCAGGCAGAACGAAUUCGCCGUCAUCCCGCGGGGUGUCAAAUACCGAGUGACACUUCCUGAAGGAAAGCCUGCUAGGGGAGUAACGCUUGAACUCUACCAAGGCCACUUUCAGCUGCCAGAGAUGGGCAUUAUUGGAUCCACUGGGCUGGCACACCAACGGGACUUCCAGAUUCCCGUGGCGUACUUCGAUGGACAGUUCGUGGAAGACAAGAACUCGCGCGACGGUAUCGUCGCAAAGGCCAACAAUGGGCCUGCUUGGACUAUUAUCGCUCGCCUCAACUACCAACUCUGGAGACUACUCCCGUUUGAUGUUACAGGCUGGCAAGGCAACCUUUACCCGUACAAGUACGACGUUGCUCGCUUCAGCUACCUUGGAAACCUGUGCUGGGAUCAUCACGAUCCUUCGCUUUUCGUUAUCCUCACAGCACCAGCAUACGGCAAAGCCCCUGGCACGGCUGUUGUGGAUUUCGCCGCUGUGGGACCCCACUGGGAGGCAUCGGAGGAUACUCCAUGGGUGCCGUGGUACCACCGCAACACGAUGCAGGAAUUCGUCUUCCCCAUAAUCAAUAACACGGACCCCAAGUUUCCGUUUAAUCAGGGUCGUGAUUGGGCCCCGUUCGGUGCGUGGCUCAAUGGGUCUAUGAUACCCCACGGGGAGAAUGACGAAGAGUACAAGCACUGGCAGGAAAAGGACACAUCUAGACCUGGCAGGCUGCAGGACGACGGCAUCACCGCCGGUGUUAUUGAAACCGAAAGCCCUCUCCGAUUGACAGAUUGGGCCUACAACCAGGCCGGAAAGAACUUCAAGAAUCAGGUCUCGGCUGUUUUCCUUGAAUAG